Molecule: messenger RNA, 2447 nt
Organism: Tachysurus fulvidraco (yellow catfish)
Lineage: Eukaryota; Metazoa; Chordata; Actinopteri; Siluriformes; Bagridae
Gene: ubap1
Product: ubiquitin associated protein 1
Exons: 7
Coding region: 171-1538 (455 amino acids)
Biological process (GO): ubiquitin-dependent protein catabolic process via the multivesicular body sorting pathway
Cellular component (GO): ESCRT I complex
Molecular function (GO): ubiquitin binding
Source: RefSeq, a predicted model, not a curated record
CAUCCCAGAGAAGGGGAGGGACACAAACCCAAGAUGGCGUCCUGCGAUGAAGCAGGAAAUAUAUUUCGCUUUCAAUAAUAUUCACGACUGGAGAGGUUUGUUCGGAAGUUGUACGUUUGAAGAAGGCUGAACGGAUUCAUAGACGACUAAAGAAAGAGCAGAUACUCUAAAUGGCUGAGAGGAAGUCUGGAUCAGAUAUCCACAACAAUGGACCUGUCAGCUACCUUGAUGAUGUUCCAUUCAAGCUCAACGAGAAGUUUCGCUGCCCAGCAAAAGUGGGUCUGCCCAUUGGCUUCUGUCUGCCUGACUGUAACGCUUUGCUAGCAGAGACACAGUAUGACUUCAAUCUAGAGAAGCUGACUGUACGUUGGGGGGACGACUUGGCCAAGGCGCGAGCUGCUGAGGCUCGGGAAGCACAAUCCAGGCAGGCAGAAUCAGAAAAAGAAAGACAGGCUGCCUUACAGGACAGUGAUGCUGGAUUGGCUGGUGGGAAAAAGGCUCGUCCUGCAGAGGAGCAGGACCUCCUACCACCGGCAAUGAACCCGGUUCUGGCAGGUCUACGGCACAAUGCGAUCCUUACCCCGCUCCCGGCACCUAGGUUUGGUCCAGCGCAGCCAGCAGCCUGUAAUCCUGCACCUCAGAGUCUCAAUCUUGCUGACUUUGAGCGGGAGGAGGACCCAUUUGACAAGCUGGAGCUGAAGACUCUGGAUGACAAAGAGGAGCUUCGGAACAUCCUCCAGAGCCAGCCGCAGGCAUCAGUAUCCGUCUCGACUCCUGAAAGCACUGCUGGUGAAGACAGCAGUGCACAGCCUCAGCAGACCAAAGCGGGUAUCUUCCAUAAACCCAACGGCCUGGUAGGACUGCUGGACUUUGAGCAGACAGGCACUGGUGGUCUGUCAACCUCCAGGGGACAGAUUGAAGCUGAUCGCCCCUGUAACAUUCGCUCACUGUCUUUCCCCAAGCUGUCAGACUCAGGAGAUUCCCCCACAGACCCUCCCUUCACUAUAUAUCCAGCAGCCUCACAGCGAUGUUUACCCAAUGGUACUCCACUAGCCCUGCUAAGAUCCACACCACAGACCAGUUCUACACUACCCGUGGAGUUACCAGGCCAUGCACCAAAUGGCACACCACAGCAGUCGAACCCCGUCCCUGCGGCUGGUCCUCCCUCAUAUUCGGCAUCAUUGGGUGGGCUCUCGCCCAGCGCGCGGCAGUGUGUGGAGACUCUAGUAGGCAUGGGCUACUCUUACGAAGGCGUGCUCAAAGCCAUGCAGAGACAAGGGCAGAACGUAGAACAGGUGCUAGAGUACCUUUUUGUCCACAGUCGAUUGUGUGAGCGAGGCUUUGAUGCCCCAGCAGUUGAAGAAUGUUUGGAAAUUUAUCAGUGUUCAGAGGAAAAGGCUCUGCAGUUUCUGCAGUUGAUGUCCCGAUUCGGGGAGAUGGGCUUUGAGAGAGACACCAUUAAAGAGGUCCUAUUAGUGCACAAUAAUGACCAGGAUAAAGCUCUGGAGGACUUAAUGGCUCGUGCGGCUGCAAGCUGAACCAGAGCAGUGUCUCAUCCUUGAUCCGCCCUCCUUUGCUCUUAAAAAAUGCACCACAGAGAAGAGAGAGAGGGAGAUGGGAGGAGGAGGAGUAUUUGAGUAAGAGCAGCAGAGGUAGGCGUGUAGCAAGGGUAUCUGAGCCUGGACAAGUGAACACGUAUCCCUUAAAAAAAACAACAAAAAAACAUGCCCUUCAUGGUAGGGUCUGAUUCAUCCGACCUCAGCUCUGACCCAAUUAAGUGAUCUUUGUUAAGUGAUUGUGGGCAAGAGGACACUGAGCUGUCCUUCCUUUUUCAUCGCCAUAGAAACAAGACAUGGGGCGGUGCCUAGGACGGGGGCAGAGAGGAGAGCCACGAGGGUGUGAUUCCACAUGAAAUGGACUUGCAGCAUCGCUGCUAUGUUUUUCAUAAGUGAUGAGAACUUAAUACUUGCUCAUACACAUACCAUGUCUGAACAGAGACUUUAAAGUGCCCUUUCUGUUCUUGCCACCAACUGGUUCCUCAUUUUGUUUUUCUUCCAUCUGUCUCUGCUGUACAUCCUUUUAAUCGUACGUUUAUCUGUUUCCCUGUUUGACCAGCAAAGACAGCCAUUUUGUUUUAAGUUCUGGUUUGUUUGCCCUCUGCUAUAGGAAGUGCAUUAACAGAUCUUAUGACCCCAAUGCAUCGAGAGAAAACAAGACGACAAAUACCCGAAAGGAAAAACUGCAGCCGAGCAACCUUUACACUGGAAAGGAAAGAGAAACUGAAGUGUUUCUGCAAAUGCAAUAUUUAUGUGUCGAUGCAUCUUCGUACAGAUGACUUGCAAGGCUGAAAAGGCACAAAGAUUCAUAGAUAUUAAUAUAAAUGUAUUUAAAUUUGUUCAAGAUACACUGACACCUUCAAUCUGUAAUAAAGACUUGGAAAUUCUUUA